UGAAUAGAAAGAAAGUGUGUAAAAGAAAUAAAAUAAAAUAAAAAUUCAAUUUAUUAUCGAUGAACGUGAUCGGAAUGUUGGACUUGUGUCAUUUGUGUAUGGGUUAAAAAAAGACACAUAAAAAAAAGAUAUUAAGAAGACAAAUAUAAAUUGAUAGGCCAGAUUUAUCAAUAUAAUAGCUUUGAAUAAAUUUCCAAAGAGAACCUUUGUGUCCCAAAGCAGCACUAUGAACUCAGAAUCGACGCCCAUUUGUCGUUGUCGUGUGCUAUAUUUAGGGAGUGCAGUUCCGCGUCAAAGUAAAGAUGGAUUGCAAGGUAUUCAAGAGCCAUUGCGUAGUCUGUAUCCUAUUGAAGGUGCAGGCGAGAAUCUUAAAGGAAUCGAUAGUUGGCUGAGUGUUUGGUCUAAUGGAAUAUUAUUGGAAAAUGUAGAUGAGAAUCGUAAGCAAGUCACAAGAUUCUUUCCAAUUGAAUCGCUACAUUAUUGUGCGGCUGUUCGUCAAGUAUUAAUUCCAGAACGUGGUAAUGCACAUCCGGAACCCAAGUUUUUACCACUUGACUCGCCCUUUGCUCGAUCACCACGUGCACAACAUCCGCCAAUUUUUGCGGCCAUUUUAAGACGCACUACUGGCAUUAAAGUUUUAGAAUGUCACACAUUUAUUUGUAAACGUGAAGCGGCUGCAAAUGCUCUAGUCCGAUGCUGUUUUCAUGCUUAUGCUGAUAAUUCAUAUGCAAAACAAAUUGAAAAUGGAAGUACGCCGGGUAGUGUUUAUGGAACUCUCGGUGGAAAGUCAACAAUGACAAACGGAGAAGUAACAAACGGAUGGAGAUCACGUGCAGGAAGCACCACUACACUCAACAGUAUGGGACGUCAUCAAACAAAUGGAAAUGGAAAUGGAAUCGAUGAUUCCUAUACUGUUAAAAACAUGUAUGCUAGUAGCGCAGAUUUGGAUGUCACUGAUGACGGUGAAAGCUCUUUAUAUAAUGGAGAUGAGAAUCACAAAAUUUGGACAGGUUCACAUGAGCAAUUAAAUGGGAUUAAUGGACAUCAGAAUGGAGAGAAUCAUUAUGACUUUUAUUCAAAUGGAACUAAUGGAACAUCAACUUUAGGUCGACCAAGUCGUCAAAGACAAAUUACAGCACCAAUUCCUGUACCGCCACCACCAAAAGAAGAAUUAAUAAAGAAAAAGAAGGAAAGUAAAAAGUCAUCAUCAAAAUCAGUUGGAAGUCAAAGUUUAUCAGGAACUCUUAUAAGACCGAGACCAAUUCAUCCUGUUGGACGAGGUCCACCACCUCAUCCGCCACCUCAUAUGAUGUAUGGUCCACCAAAUCAUCAUAUUAUGGGAAAUCCAAUGGCUCCAAUGAUGCCAAUGCCACAUCCACAAAUGAAUGGACGAUUUCAUACAAUCGGGCAUCACCGAGGAAAUCCUCCACCACAUCAAAUGAUGCAAGUUCCACAUCAAAUGCAACUUAUGCUUCCACCUCAAUAUGCAACAAUUCAGUCAAUGAAAGGCAAGAAGAAGAGUAAAAAAGACAAAAUGAUUCCAGUUGCCAUGCCAAUGGUGCCUCCAAUGUUUUAUCCACCACCCUCAGCAACAAAUCCAAAUAUGAUGCAUAGAGCUGAAUCACCACAAGCACUCAGUAGUCGAAGUAGAAAAUUAGCACAAUCAACAGCUGCACUCGAUGAUUCUGGAAAUUCAGGUGCAGAAUCGCCUUGCGGUACAGGAAUUUACAGACGAAAGGGUCAUUUGAAUGAACGUGCUUUUAGUUACUCUAUACGUCAAGAGCACCGAUCACGUAGUCAUGGAUCGUUGGCCAGUCUUACAUUUAGCCCACCUGAUAUGAAGAAAGAACGUGAAAUUAUCCAAAUGGUAUCAGCAUUGGAUAUAAAUGAUGACUCAACAUUAAGACGUAAUCGUGAAAUGUCAGCUGGUUCAACAGGCACAUUUGGAAAGCCACGAAGAUAGACAUCAUUAUUUUUAUUAUUUAAAAGUAUUAAUUUGAAGGGAUUCUCGUGGGAUAAUAAUCCAGAUUUGCUUAAGCGUCCUAAGCUCAAAGGCGAGCACUUUAAAGUGUUAAUUUUGUACGGAAGAGAAACAAUUUUUUUCAGUGUCAAAAUUCUUUUUGAAUGAAUAGCCAUAAUGACUAUUCCAAAUCUAAAUUUUAUGUCUAGAGUUCAUAGACAUCACAUUAUGGAUAUGUG
This is a messenger RNA of Chironomus riparius, 2199 nucleotides long. The record is from the annotation of a GenBank genome assembly. Lineage: Eukaryota; Metazoa; Arthropoda; Insecta; Diptera; Chironomidae.